AUGCGCGGCAAUCGCACACACAGCUACGCGCCGCUGCCAGUGAGCGAGGACGAGUCCUCCCUGUUUGUGUCGACGAACAAGUCUUGCGAUACGGUCAACGAAGGCUACCGCUGCAGCCCCAAGACAACCCACUUCUGGGGCCAGUACUCGCUGUGGUACUCGGUGCCGUCCGAGAUCAGCGUCGAGCCUCCCAAGGGCUGCCAUGCCACCUUCGCAAACGUCCUCUCCCGCCACGGCGGCCGCGAUCCUACAGCGGGCAAAUCGCUAGCCUACGCCUUGUUGAUCGCCGAGAUCCAGAACCAGAGCACCGCAUUUCCCGACGAGUUUGCUUUCCUGAAGCACUACACGUAUAACCUAGGCGCAGAUGAGUUGACAGACACUGGACGGCAGGAGAUGGUGAACUCGGGCGCCCACUUCUUCCGCCGCUACCAGAAACUUGUGGAAGAGCACACCCCUUUCGUGCGUGCUGGCGGCCAGCACCGUGUCAUCGAGUCUGCCGAGAAGUGGCUCGCAGGCAUCGCACAGUCGCUGGACAUAGAGCCUAAGAAGGUCGACCUCAUCAUCCCAGAGGGCACUGAAUGGAACAACACGCUCUCUCACGAUGUCUGUCCUGCCUUCGAAAGCGGCCCCAGCCACGGCAUUGGCUACAGAGCGCAGGCCCUGUGGGCAUCCAAAUUCGUUCCCCCUAUCCAGAAGCGCGUCAACUCCAAGCUGGGCACCAACCUGAGCGAAACCUUCAUUGUCUACCUGAUGGACAUGUGCCCAUUCGACACACUUGUGCGCCCUUCCGCUAAAGUGUCUCCGUUCUGUCACCUGUUCACCGAGAAGGAGUGGCACCAGUACGAUUACUUCCAGACCCUAGGCAAAUUCUACGGUUUCAGUGUUGGAAACCCUCUUGGUGCUACCCAGGGCGUCGGCUACGUGAACGAGCUGCUAGCCAGGCUCCAGAACAAGCCCGUCGAGGACAACACAAACACGAAUCGCACGCUCGACUCCGACCCUGCAACCUUCCCCCUAGAUCGCAAGGUGUACGCCGACUUCAGCCACGACAACGACAUCAGCGGUGUCCUGGCUGCUCUGGGUCUCUACAACCAGACGAAGCCGCUCUCAAACACGACUGUGCAGGGCACUGAGGAGACUCAUGGCUAUUCUGCCGCGUGGACCGUGCCUUUUGCCUCUAGGCUGUACGUUGAAAAGCUGCAGUGCAGCGGCGCAGAAGAAGAGUUCGUUCGCGUCAUCGUCAACGACCGCGUCCAGCCUUUGGAGUUCUGCAACGCGGACAAGCAUGGUAGAUGCACGUUGAGUAAGUUUGUAGAAAGCCAAAGCUUCUCCAGGGGCGGCGGCUUGUGGAACCAGUGCUACGAAUAG
Messenger RNA from Boeremia exigua, 1368 nucleotides. Its product is annotated as histidine phosphatase superfamily. NCBI's taxonomy places the organism in Eukaryota, Fungi, Ascomycota, Dothideomycetes, Pleosporales, Didymellaceae. Gene Ontology annotation, molecular function: acid phosphatase activity. The record is from RefSeq and is a predicted model, not a curated record. The transcript is spliced from 2 exons. The coding region runs from base 1 to 1368 and encodes 455 amino acids.